UUCGACAUUUAUAUUUUGACAGCAGCAGAGAAAGCGAGCAGUCCUGUUUAUGUUUUAUAAAUAUAGAAAUUAAAGCGAAAUAUUCUCCUGUAAAUAAAAUGAAAAGUGAAAGUGAAAUCAAAGACACCGAUCUGAACUUUUACGGCAGUGACCCGGGAGCUGUGAAGUUUGGAAACUUUAUCAAUUAUUAUUCUUUUCACGAUGUCGGCGAAAGGAUAAACAAUCUACGUCCACAAAUGUUUCCAGCACCAGUAGACAAGCAGCUGGUGUGCCUAGACAUCGGGUGCAACACAGGGGAGUUAUCCAAGGCUCUUUAUAUGUACCUACAGACUGUGUACCCAGACUGUGAUAUCCAAAUGCUGGCAAUAGACAUCGACUCCACGUUGAUAGAAAGAGCUACUGUAUCAAAUGAAUUCCCUAACAUUAAGUUUAUAACUUGCAAUAUCAUGGAUCAAAAUGACAGACUUUGUAUACAAAAAUAUUUAGACUCACACCAAUACACAGCUUUUGAUGUAACAUUUUGUUUUUCAGUGACUAUGUGGAUUCAUUUAAAUAAUGGUGAUGAAGGGUUAUUAGAGUUUCUGAAGCUUAUAAAAUCAUUUUCUAAGACAAUUGUAAUAGAACCUCAACCAUGGAAAUGUUAUAGAAAUGCUCAAAGGCGGGUUAAAAAAUCAGGUCACUCCUUUGAACUAUAUAGCUGUUUAAAAAUAAAAAGCAAUGUAGACUCUGUUAUUGAGAAAACUAUGUCAGAAGACACUCAUGUUAAAACCUAUGAAUCUGAAAAUUCUUCUUGGAAUAGAAGAGUACUAAGUUUCAGUUCUAUGAAACUAUCAGCUUAACUCAUAGUUUUGAUGACCUAUAAAUGAAUUAAACAUGCAUUUUGAAAAUGUAGUAAGUAAAAUCAACAACUGUAAUUUUUAUAACUAUGUGAAAAAA
Helicoverpa armigera (cotton bollworm) is the source of this 936-nucleotide messenger RNA. Its product is annotated as probable RNA methyltransferase CG11342. Gene Ontology annotation, biological process: negative regulation of pre-miRNA processing. The coding region runs from base 99 to 839 and encodes 246 amino acids. Gene Ontology annotation, molecular function: RNA methyltransferase activity; O-methyltransferase activity. The transcript has a single exon. Gene Ontology annotation, cellular component: cytoplasm. Lineage: Eukaryota; Metazoa; Arthropoda; Insecta; Lepidoptera; Noctuidae. The record is from RefSeq and is a predicted model, not a curated record.